AUGGGCAAUUUAUUUUCAAAAAAGGUUGUUUUUGAAAAUCAAGUUUUAGCUAUGGAGGCCAGAAUUUCUAAUAUGGAGUCCAGAAUUAAUAAAUUUAUAUUGGCAUAUUCUUUAUAUGACAAAAUUUUUUCAUCCGACACUUUGUCUGAAAAGGCAAUGUGUUUCGUAUACUCAUUUUUAAUUUCAAUUGUAUUCUAUACUUUUGCAAAAUUAUAUAGAUUUACAUAUUGUAAAUUAAUAUAUUUCGAUGAAAAAAAAUUAAAAAAAGGUAAUAAAAAUAAAAUAGAGACAAUAGACAAUUAA
Dictyostelium purpureum is the source of this 303-nucleotide messenger RNA. RefSeq lists its product as uncharacterized. Bases 1 to 303 code for a protein of 100 amino acids. Lineage: Eukaryota; Evosea; Eumycetozoa; Dictyosteliales; Dictyosteliaceae. The transcript is spliced from 4 exons. The record is from RefSeq and is a predicted model, not a curated record.